This is a messenger RNA of Aspergillus calidoustus, 381 nucleotides long. The record is from the annotation of a GenBank genome assembly. NCBI's taxonomy places the organism in Eukaryota, Fungi, Ascomycota, Eurotiomycetes, Eurotiales, Aspergillaceae.
AUGAAACAUUUCACGGGGCCCUUCGGUCUUCCGGGAAUCGCGAACGCAUCCCGCUUGAAUGCCGGAGGCGAUGGAACACUCCGGUUGGUCAAUAUACCUUCCUUUGAGGUGGGCGAUCUAGAGUAUGUCGACGAGCUCUGGUUGAUCCGGUUGGACGAGUUGGAGACGUUUUUGGUCCGCAAAUUGGCAGCUGCUGGGUCUGUGACGCUAGAUAUCGGGUCGCAUCUUGACACAUUUGAGAUACCUGCGCUCGAUGGGGUUGAGUAUUUGGAAUUGACAGGGAACUUUACUGAGUGGGUGGUCCUCUUUAUCCCUGGUCCGUAUGUACUUGCAGCUACUAACAAGAGAUACUGCCAGCGUGAGCUUUGGGACACUGCGUAA